Neurospora tetraspora is the source of this 483-nucleotide messenger RNA. Its product is annotated as NADH:ubiquinone oxidoreductase 6.6kD subunit. Lineage: Eukaryota; Fungi; Ascomycota; Sordariomycetes; Sordariales; Sordariaceae. The transcript has 4 exons. The coding region runs from base 83 to 310 and encodes 75 amino acids. The record is from RefSeq and is a predicted model, not a curated record.
UUCCCGGCGCAAUUCCACACCCAACUGAAGUACCACAGACAUCCCAGCACUUCAGCAACAGCGCAAGCGGAACUCAUUCAAAAUGGCGGGCCUCGAGCAUUACAAGCUGGCCCAGGACCCGGCGUUCGUUCGCCUGUCCAACAUGACCAGCAACCGCUACAAGUACUUCCGUUGGACGCCCCGCACCGCUAGGAUUACUUUCGCCUACGCGAUCGUCGUUCCCGCUAUUGUUGGGUAUAUCGCUUACAAGACCGAUGGCAAGUACGACUUCCGCGCUAAGCGGAGAGGUGACGACAUGCGCGAGUUUUAAAGAGAUGGGGCAUUAGAGGAAUCAAGGGAGUUCGUUGUGAGCAUGUGUACAUGUGGUAGACUGGCCGCCGCUCAUAGAAGAGUCUGAGGGGAACACAGAACCCGGGGAUGCUGGGCCCAUGAAAACAUAUUAUUAGAAUCACUCUCCUGGAUUGCUUGAGUUCCUGCGCGCAU